This is a messenger RNA of Schizosaccharomyces osmophilus, 903 nucleotides long. It is a transcript of the gene pib2, whose product is annotated as zf-FYVE type zinc finger protein and glutamine sensor Pib2. Gene Ontology annotation, cellular component: early endosome membrane. The coding region runs from base 1 to 903 and encodes 300 amino acids. The record is from RefSeq and is a predicted model, not a curated record. Gene Ontology annotation, biological process: endosomal transport. The transcript has a single exon. Lineage: Eukaryota; Fungi; Ascomycota; Schizosaccharomycetes; Schizosaccharomycetales; Schizosaccharomycetaceae. Gene Ontology annotation, molecular function: metal ion binding.
AUGACUACCGUUCAAUCCUCAAACGUGCACUCUGCUUCGGCUGCGCGUUUUCAAAUUUGCUCUGGUUCUUCUCCCUACACGAAUCGAGUCCGACCCUCUUACGAAUUAAUUGAAGCUCCUACUCGACAAGCUACGUCUGCCGUUCAGUCUGCUGUACCUAAUGUACACUCUAAUUUUGAUGCUAAUUCCAUGACUUCUGAACGACCUGCCCUCCCUUUAAAGCACGCUAGUAAUAAUCCUUUUCCCGCAUCUCCGGCCUUGGGUACUCGGGCUUCGACUCCAGCUUCUCGCCAUUCAAAACAGGAGCAAUCAGACACUCCGAGUGCUUCGACGAAUCUUUCUCGCCAUCGUUCGACAAAUCUCACAAAGUCCGUUCUACAAAACGCCAACACGCAUUCAUUGCCGGCUCCUGUCACCCCUCCGUGUUAUUCUAAUACCCCUCCCCCCAGCACUAGCUCUUCUAAAGAAACUGGUUUACCGAAAGAUCAUUGGAAACCGGAUUCUGAAGCAAUUAUCUGUGCGUUUCCUUCUUGUAGUGCUCGUUUCGGUCUCUUUGAAAGAAGGCAUCAUUGUCGUUGUUGUGGUGAUGUGUUUUGCUCUGCUCAUUGUAAUCGCUCAAUUCCAUUAACAUUUGACGUUCGUUUCUCUUUAUCUGCUUUGAAGCUUUUUAGAGCUUGUGUAUCUUGUUUCUACGAUUACCUGAAAUGGAGACAAUCUAUUGAGUUGGGUUCUCCUUCGAACGUCAUUGUAGGAACUGAACCCCAUGCUGAAUCUGUCCUUGAAAACAAACAAAUCUCUAAUUCCGUCCCUAUUCCUAAAGUCGACGCUGGAAAAGCUGAGCUUCCUUCAGAGAGCUUGGUAUUAGGGACCGUUCCCGAUAAUUGGGUUUGGAGUACCUUUUAA